Caenorhabditis bovis is the source of this 2766-nucleotide messenger RNA. NCBI's taxonomy places the organism in Eukaryota, Metazoa, Nematoda, Chromadorea, Rhabditida, Rhabditidae. The record is from the annotation of a GenBank genome assembly.
AUGAAUUCGAGCGUCUCGAAUUCGACAAGUCGGACCAACAAUGUCGAUUUGCAAUCGAUUUUCGCCGUCGCCAAUUGUUUCGUCAUAAUUCUCGGCGUGUUCGGCAACUCGUUGUCGAUUCUCGUCUAUUUUCGACGCCAAAUGCGCAAAAAUAUCGUCGGAUUUCUGCUAUUGUCGUUGUCGUUCAUCGAUUUGCUCAUGUUUCUCGUCGCGAUGCCCGCGUUUUGCCUGUUUAGUCUGCCGAUAUGGGCGCGCAAAUACGAAAGCGGCUCGUUGCACCUUCGUUUAUACGGCCUCAUCGGUCUGAAAUUCGCGUACCCGUUGUCGGGAAUUCUGAAAAUGUGCAGCCAGUACAUCAUUGUGCUCAUUUCGAUCGAACGAUGGUUCGCCGUGUGCCGUCCGCUUCAGGUUCAAAUCGUCUGCACGCUCACCAACACGAAGAAGGCGAUGGUGUACAUUGUCGGCGUCGCGAUCGUCUUCAACGUCUCGCGAUUUUUCGAGUUUUCCGUCAACGUCACGACCGGCAAAAUCACGCCGCUUCUCAACGAAGCCGACAAAAACCGAUGGUACUUUUGGAUCUACUAUUGCAUUCGCUCGAUCGUCUUCGACACCAUCAUCCCGUUCAUGGUGAUUCUCGUCACCAACACCCAAGUUAUUCGCCAAUUGCGGAUAUCGAGACGCGAGCGGAAGCUGAUGACUUCACAACAGCAAAAAGAGCGAAAAACCACCACUAUGCUUUUGGUAAUGGUUAUUUUGUUCGCUGUUUGCCAUAUGUUCAUCACUGGCACAAAAUCGACUUAUAUUAUAUUUGGAAAUCGCGCUCAGAUGAAGUACCCAAUCAUCAAAUUUCUUCAUCAUUUCUCCAAUCUCCUCCUUCUCACUUAUUCGGCGUCGACGGUUCUGAUCUAUUUGAUGUUCUCGCAGAAGUAUCGAAUGAUUGUGACGGCAAUUGUCUCGUGCACUGAAAUUCCGGAUUUGGCGUCGACGGGAUCACGCCAAAACUCGCAACAAUUGACGAAAUGGCGUCGCGGACGAGCAGCGCUAAAAAUGAGAUUCGCGUAUUCCCAAAACGGAAUAGCAGCGUUCAAAGCAGUGGAAAUCAACACAAAUGCCCAACAACUGAGGCCGGCGAUUCGUGUGAGGUUGAAUCGGCAGAUUUUCGAUCAAGCAUCGUUGAUAGUUAAGGGCCUUAUUGAGUACGAAGUGCCGCGAAUUGUGAUUCCAUCAACGCGGCAAUGCUUCACUGAAGGAUGCGUGAACGCUGAUUCAUUCCGGAUGGCCUCGUUCCGGCAGCCGAGUUUCGUCGCCUUUGAACCCCAUUUCCCGAAUCGAUUUCGGAUACGCGUCAACGAUUUUGACUUUAUGGUUACCGGACAGCUAAGCGGCACAAUUCAAGUGAUUCUGCCGAUUCCAAUCACUGGAACAAUUGUGGUCACUGGCAGAAACAUUGGAGUUAGUGCUGUUAUGGACAUGCAGAAGACAGUGAACGAUUUGCCGUAUUUUCGAUUUUUGGAAUGUCGAAUCGACGGUGGAUUUGUGCUUGCGCAACUAGCCAAUAUGGGAUUGAUAACGGAUUCGAUUAAUCAGAAAUUCGGGAAUAUGCUCUCAAGCCAAUCGAGAAUGCAGUUGGAAGAAGCCAUCUGCGAGCACAUGAAUCGUCUAACCCAACAGCAUUUUUCUACAAGACUCGCGAGAAUUCCGCGCAGUUUUUCCGCCAAAGAGCUCAUGGAGAUCGUAAUUUCAAAUCAUAUCAAAAAAUCUAGUAGCACGCCGGCGAGAAGCUUCACCGCCAUGGUUCGACGAAGGCACACGAGAGCCGCCACCGAUGACAACGAUUAUUAUGACGAUAUUGAGAAGGCUGAGGGACCUAUAAAGCCAAAUAAGGUGGUCCCAGCAGCGAAUUUUCGGCGAAUUCAACUCUCCAAAGAGGAUGUCAACAAUUUCUUCAACAUUGAUCGCCUUGGACAUAUUCUCAUCGACAUGCGACUUCUCGACGCCGCCGCAUCGACAAAUGAUUUUUCGCUGGGAAUCUCGGGAAACGUCUACAGUUUGCGAUCGCAAGGCUCGUCGCCCUACAUCGCUCCUUAUCCGUUCCGCCUUCCGCAGUAUUCGGGAAAUCCGAGGAAAAUGGUUGACGUCGUCGUCUCGCAGUACACAUUGAAUAGUCUUCUAUUCCACGCCCAUAGAACGAAUUCGCUUCUUUUCCACGUGGAUUCCAAGACACCAGGAAUCGGAAGCCUUCUGAAGACGUCGUGCACUUUGGACGAAGUCUGCAUUUCGGAUGAAGUUGGAAAGAUCAAGAGAAUUUACCCGAAUCGCCGAUUGGAGUUGAUCGUUCGCUCGUCGCAACCGCCGGUGGUGAGCCUGAGCCAAGACACCGCCACCGUGAACAUGGGCGGAAGGUGCAUUUUCUUCAUCGAGGGCACCCGACAAAAAAUUGGCGUGAUUCCAUUCACCACCAUCGUUGUUGUGAAUAUGAAGACAAUCAGGAAUAAGCUGCAAGGGACCAUCACAUUACGGACGCUUGAAUUCACUCGCGACGUCAAUUUUCUUGGUCUUUCGGUUUCGGACCUUGAUGGACUUCGACGGACCACCAAAACCGCUCUUCAGAAUUUCGUGAACUCGGCGACUGCUCAAGGUUUUGAUCUCAAUGUUGAUUCGAUACGAUCGCCCCUUCGUCUAUUCAAUCCGCAAAUCUCAUUCGUUCCCAACUCGGUGCUCCUUCAAGCCGACGUCGAUCUGUUCAAGACACUUUAUCACAAAUAG